Ananas comosus (pineapple) is the source of this 1182-nucleotide messenger RNA. RefSeq names its product scarecrow-like protein 3. The transcript has a single exon. The record is from RefSeq and is a predicted model, not a curated record. Gene Ontology annotation, cellular component: nucleus. Gene Ontology annotation, biological process: regulation of DNA-templated transcription. The annotation marks the transcript as partial. Gene Ontology annotation, molecular function: sequence-specific DNA binding; DNA-binding transcription factor activity. Lineage: Eukaryota; Viridiplantae; Streptophyta; Magnoliopsida; Poales; Bromeliaceae.
GCGGCGGCGGCGGCGUCGUCCCCGACGCCGUUCCUGGGGUACGGCGGGAGCCCGUGGGCGGCGGCGGCGUCGGGCGACCGCGGGGUGGAGCUGAUCAACCUGCUGCGGCAGUGCGCCUUCGACGUCGACGCCGGCUCAUUGGAGCGCGCGGACGCCUGCCUGGCGCGCAUCGCCGGGCUGCUGUCAUCAUCCUCCUCCUCCUCCGCCUCCUCCGCCUCUCCGACCGGCGGCGGCGGCGGCGGCGGCGGGGGGCAGGCGACCAGGGUCCACCGGCUGGCGACCAUCUUCACGGACGCCCUGGCGCGGCGGCUGCUCCGGCGGCCGCUGCCGGGGGCGUACGAGGCGCUGCUGGCGCCCGCGGCGUCGUCGGACCCGUUGCUGGUGGCGGCGGCGCGGCGGCACUUCUUCGACCUCUGCCCGUUCCUGAAGCUGGCGUUCCUGACGUCGAACCAGGCCAUCCUGGAGCAGAUGGAGGGGGAGCGCGUGGUGCACAUCGUCGACCUGGCGGGGCCCGCCGCCGACCCGGCCCAGUGGCUGGCCCUCCUGCGCGCCCUCCGCGCCCGCCCCGAGGGCCCCCCGCACCUCCGCAUCACCGCCGUCCACGACGACCCCGACGCGCUCCACCGCACCUCCGCCCUCCUCUCCAAGGAGGCCGACGCCCACGACAUGUCCUUCCAGUUCCACCCCGUCCUCUCCCGCCUCGACGCCCUCGACUUCGACUCCCUCCGCGUCAAGACCGGCGAGGCCCUCGCCGUCUCCUCCGUCCUCCAGCUCCACUCCCUCCUCCCCCCCGCCGCCGACUCCAACAGCACCGCCCCCCUCGCCCUCCGCCACGCGCACCACCUCAGCCCCGGCUCCUUCGGCGAGCUCCUCGAGCGCGAGCUCUCCCUCGCCCCCACGCCGCCGCACUCGCCGAGGAGGAUCGAGUCCUUCCUCUCCGGCCUGCUGGCGCUGGCCCCGAAGAUCGUGGUGGUGACGGAGCAGGAGGCCAACCACAACGGCGCCGCCUUCUGCGAGCGCUUCUCGGAGGCGCUGUACUACUACGCCGCCAUGUUCGACUGCCUGGAGACGACGGCCCCGCGCAGCGCCGCCGAGUGGGGCCGCGUCGAGCGGCUGCUGCUCGGGGAGCAGAUCCGCAACAUCGUCGCCUGCGAGGGCGCCGAGCGCCGGGAGCGGCACGAG